Molecule: messenger RNA, 2532 nt
Organism: Saccharomycodes ludwigii
Lineage: Eukaryota; Fungi; Ascomycota; Saccharomycetes; Saccharomycodales; Saccharomycodaceae
Gene: KEX2
Product: kexin KEX2
Exons: 1
Coding region: 1-2532 (843 amino acids)
Biological process (GO): protein processing
Cellular component (GO): trans-Golgi network; Golgi membrane
Molecular function (GO): serine-type endopeptidase activity
Source: RefSeq, a predicted model, not a curated record
AUGAAUCUAUUUCAUUUAGGUUUACAAAUCAUAUCAUUAUCAAUAACCCUAACGGCACAGCAGCAUAUAAAAGUUCCACCAAAAAAUCAUACAGAAAAAAGGUAUUUUGCUAUUGAAACUUGGGAAGAUAUACCCACAAUAGAAAAAUUAUAUCCAGAUUGGACAUUCGAACACGAGGUGAGAGGUUUAGAAGACCAUUAUGUCUUUUCAAAAAGCAUAUCUUUUCCAAACAAAAGGAACAAUAUAGAUAUCAACUCUGAUAAAAAUAUUAUAUUUUCCUUUCAUGAUCUACCUCCAAAAAAUUUAGAAAAAAGAGCACCAGUUCCAGUGGACACCACUUUAUUAUUAGGCAAUCCAAAGGAAGCACAAGAAAAAUUAGUGGAUAUCUGUCAAGAGUUGGAAAUUAAAGAUCCAGCUUUUCCCAGCCAAUGGCACUUACUAAAUACACAAUACCCAACACAUGAUCUCAAUGUGACAGAUGUUUGGCUACAGAAUAUCACAGGAAAGGGCGUGGUCACAGCAAUAGUUGAUGAUGGGUUAGAUUAUGAAAGCCCAGAUUUAAAAGACAAUUUUUGCGAAGAAGGCAGCUGGGAUUUCAAUGCUAAUACAAAACUACCAAAACCAACAUUAGACGACGAUUACCAUGGUACAAGAUGUGCUGGAGAAAUUGCUGCUGUUAAAAAUGUAUUUUGUGGUGUUGGGGUUGCUUAUGAUUCCAAAGUUUCCGGCAUUAGAAUUUUGUCAGGACAAAUUACCACCGAAGAUGAAGCUGCUUCUUUAGUUUAUGGUCUAGAUGUCAACGAUAUUUAUUCUUGUUCAUGGGGUCCAACAGAUAAUGGUAAGGAAAUGUUAGCACCCGAUGAAUUAGUUAAAAAAUCUUUCAUUAAGGGAGUAUCCGAGGGAAGGAAUAAAAAGGGGGCCAUUUAUGUUUUUGCUAGUGGUAAUGGUGCCAUGUUUGAUGAUAAUUGUAAUUAUGAUGGUUACACAAAUUCUAUCUUUUCCAUCACAGUUGGCGCUAUAGAUCACAAGGGGUUACAUCCACCUUAUUCAGAAUCGUGCUCUGCUGUUUUAGUGGUAACUUAUUCCUCUGGGUCAGGUGAAUAUAUUCAUUCUACAGAUUUCAAAGAUGGCUGUUCUGAUAGGCAUGGCGGUACUUCUGCUGCUGCUCCCUUGGCCGCAGGUGUUUAUGCUUUGGUGUUAGAAGCAAAUCCAGAUUUAACCUGGCGUGAUGUUCAAUACUUGACUAUCCUUUCAUCCGUAGAGGUGGAUAACAAAGACGCCGAAUGGCAAGAAACAGGCAGCACGCUUGGUAAAAGAUAUUCCCACAAAUAUGGAUAUGGGAAGUUAGAUGCAUAUAGAAUCGUGGAGAUGGCCAAAAAUUGGCAAAACGUUAAUCCACAAACUUGGGUGGAAUUGCCUAAAGUUGAUUUAAAUGGUGAAUCUAAGACAAACGCCACUGAUGAAGUAUUGGAGAGUUCAAUCGUGGUAGGAAAAGAUAUGUUACAGACAGAAAACUUGAAAAGAAUAGAACAUGUUACUGUUACUGUCAAUAUUAAUUCUGAUAUAAGGGGCAAAACAGUUAUAGAUUUAAUUUCUCCCGAUGGAACUGUCUCUCAUUUGGGUGUUGUUAGAAGACUGGAUAGAAGUACCACUGGGUUCCCAAAUUGGACAUUUAUGAGUGUGGCGCAUUGGGGCGAGUCUGGUGCUGGUGAAUGGAAAUUGCAAGUUCGUACUGCAGAUGCUGAUAACAACGUUGAAUUAAAGGAUUGGCAACUAAAGUUUUAUGGUGAAUCCAUUGACCCAGAGAAGACCAUGCCGUUGAAAUAUAAAGAAGAUAAAGAUGUUUCUUCAUCUAUUGCUCCGGAUACAAGUUCUACGUUGACAAUAUCGUCAUCGCUUACCACUUCGCCAGGUACUGUCACCAGUGACACUACCGAAGAAGAAAAUUCUAGUACAGAAACAACAGAGAUAGAAUCAUCAACACCAACACCGGAGACAACACCAACACCAGAGGCUACACCAACACCAGAGACUACACCAGUAAAUGACGGAUCACAAGAGGAGGCAGAGCAGCCAGAAAAAAUAGAAGAUCCAGAUAGUGCCAACAUAGACACUGGAGGUCAGCAUUCACAAAAUAUUGGACCUGAGAAACAUUACUUUUUAUUUUUAUUUUUCCUAGGCUUCCUUCUAUUAUUAAUAUAUUAUAUUAUUUUCGCUAAAACGAAGAAAAAAAUUAAAAGGCGCAGAGCUGAGGCUUACGAAUUUGAUAUCAUUGACAGCGAUUCAGACUAUGAUUCCUCAGUUGAUCAAUCUGAAAGUUUAACUGGAAUGGCAGCAGCACAAUCUGUUGAUGAUCUAGAGAAUUUUGAUUUUGAUUUGUCAGAUGAAGAAUUACUACACAACUCUUCGCCAGUUAUCAAAUUACAAGAUCAACUGAAAAAUUAUAAAGAUCCAUUUGAUGACAUUAAUGCAUCUGAUAAUCACCCUGCCACUAGUAACAAUGACAUAAAGGAAAAUAAAGGGGAGGAUUAA